This is a messenger RNA of Perognathus longimembris pacificus (Pacific pocket mouse), 1299 nucleotides long. It is a transcript of the gene Lypd6b, whose product is annotated as LY6/PLAUR domain containing 6B. The record is from RefSeq and is a predicted model, not a curated record. Gene Ontology annotation, molecular function: acetylcholine receptor regulator activity. NCBI's taxonomy places the organism in Eukaryota, Metazoa, Chordata, Mammalia, Rodentia, Heteromyidae. The transcript is spliced from 5 exons. Bases 100 to 606 code for a protein of 168 amino acids.
GUGGAAAAUCCAAGGAGUUAAAAGUCCCAGCUCCAUACUCUCUCUGAAUGAUUUCAAUACACCUUUACAUAUGAAGUUGACCUAAUUCCUGAGGUCAGAAUGCUGCUCAUCUGUCAUGCGCUAGCUGUGGCUGUCAUCCAGAUUUUUAUCUUCUCAGAAAAUCGGGCAUUUUCCAAAAACAUCAACUUCUACAAUGUGAGGCCUCCUCUCGACCCCACACCAUUUCCAAACAGCUUCAAGUGUUUUACCUGUGAAAAUGCAGGGGAUAAUUACAACUGCAAUCGAUGGGCAGAAGACAAGUGGUGUCCACAAAAUACCCAAUAUUGCUUGACAGUUCAUCACUUUACCAACCAGGGAAGAAGUACCAUCACCAAAAAGUGUGCAUCUAGAAAUGAAUGUCAUUUUGUUGGCUGCCGCCACAGUCAAGAUUCUGAACAUACGGAGUGUAGGUCUUGCUGUGAAGGAAUGAUCUGCAAUGUCGAAUUGCCCACCAACCAUACAAAUGCAGUCUUUGCUGUAAUGCAUGCUCAGAGAACGUCUGGCAGCAGUGCCCCCACGCUCUCCCUACCAGUAUUUGCCUGGGUCUUCAUGCUCCCACUUCUAUGAUGCCACCAUCCCUAGGGGGACAGAGACUAGCCCUCUAAAGCACAAGGCAAAAACAGGGUGCACGGUGAACUUUGGAGUGAAGACCUAUCUUAGUGAACAGUGCACACUGGACCCUGAAACAAGCUAGUGGUUUGCUUUGCUAAAACAUUCCUGCAUGAGUUCUCAGCACUGAGGAUGGGGAUAGUAAGGACUGGGAGGAACAACUGCCUCCCAGGCUUCCAAUCAAAGGAGAAGUUCUACAAGGAGGACCCUGCCAGAAGCUUGGACAUGUUACAGUAGCCUGAUAAAUCUUAAAAGACUGAAAGGACCUCUUGACCUCACUGACUCCCUCGGAGGCUGCUGGAUCAGACUCUCUAGUUUCUACAAUUAGCUCAGAGCAUCUCUGCAAAAUCUGACCCUUCCCCCUUUGCGAAAAGUUUCCCUAAUAUAUCAGUUAGCUUUCUGUUACUAUAACAAUUAUCUGAGAUAAUCAACUUAUACAAAAGAAGAGGUUUACUUUGGCUCACAGUUCUGGAGGAUGACAUCCAUACUAGUUAGCCCAGUUGUAUUUGGGCUUGUGAUGAGUGGAACCAAGAAAGAGAAGAGACCAGGAUCUAAAAUCCUCUUCAAGAACACACCCCCAGUGACCUAAAACUGCCGAUUAGUCCCUACAGCUUAAAGGCUCCACCGCCUCCAAUAGCACCACAGAUUGGA